UUAUCUGUUAGUUUAGAUUAGUUUUACUUUAAUUUUACCUACUUGAACAAACAAAAAAAAAGAAUAUUUUUGGCGUCUGCAAAUUUUAAGUGCAUAUUAAAUUAAUUUAAAGUUUUUUUAAAACAAGCCUCAGGUUUGCUGGAUCGUGAAAUGGCAAGGUUCUUCAAGGCUCUGCUUUGAAUGAACUGAUAAGAGAAAAUAGAAGGCCCGCUGGAAGACAAUCCAUCGAAACUAAAGUGAAGUUGUGCUCUAAAAUGGGAGUCCUUAGGAUGUUGAUUCCUAUUGCGGUUCUGGGUAUUACUUUCCCAUGUAUAUCCUCCCAGGUUUGGCGUACUGGCUACAAGGGACAUGGCACCACCCACGAACAAAUGGGCGUGGUGCAUUGGCCCCUGGCGGAGUUUACCCAGUAUUUGUCGGUGGUUAACUACUCGACCACACCGGAAGUCCGAACCGGUGGCAUGGAACCCGCUUAUAGAAUCGGGGAGAACAUCCUAAAUGGCAUUUUUACCGAUGAUCCUCCAAUUCCACCGGGUUACGUAAAGUUGAGGAACGAUGACACCUAUGUUUUGGGACCAAAAGUGGAACAGGAAGAGUGGGACGACUUGUUGAGGAGCUACAUGUUGUUCAUUUUUUUGGUGAUCUGUAUAAUGAUCAUCAUUAUCAUUAUACCGUGUUUGGGUAUCUGUUAUUGCUGUUUCUGUUGUUGUCGGCGCUGUAAACAAGGAUGUCCACCCUGCGAACAAGAUCGAGAUGCGAGACGACGUCUGAUUUGCGGAGCCUGCCUGUUCCUACUCAUCCUGCCCAUCAUCCUGGGCCUCAUCAUUGCCUUCUUAUCGAAUCGAACACUGGAUCUGGGAUUGGAGGACACCUCGAAGACCAUGAGGAUGGGCAGCGAGGACACCUGUACUUUUCUGAGGGACGUAUCAGACAAUAUCCAUCAUUUGUUUGUAUACAAUUUCGAGGAAAUGGAAAAACACCUCACAGAUCUUCUAGGAAAGGCUCAUCUACACGUUUUCAUGGACUUGAGCGACACAUCUGAGGCGAAUUCUAUGGAGGAACUGGCACGAGUUCUAGCUAAUACACCAAAGGCUUUAAAUCUAAUGAAGCAGGUUAACUUUCUGGAGAAAGAGAUCCGUUUCUUUACCGCCCAAUUAAGAGAUGGUUUGCGAGGUGUGAAGCGUGAGACAAACUUUGCGGUGUCGGUUCUUUGUCGAGUGGACGAAUGCAGACGUUUCUUGACCCGAAACGAUAUCCAGUUUUUAGACACGUCCACCUGUCUGAAUAUGGAGGAGUUGCCAGACUCCAAAGUUUAUGUGGACGCCUUGGACAAGAUCGUUUCGACCGGGUUAGCAGAUCUUCCUCAGAGGGGUUUGGCUCGACUGAGGGAAGUUCAGGAGAAGAUCAAGGCGGAGUUGGAUCGCGUUUCGCCGCCCAUCUACAGGGAUCUUUCCCUCGCCAAGGAAGUAUUUAGGUCGCACGCGAAGUUCGUAACCAAUGCAAUUGAUGCCGUCAUCAGCCAAGUUCACUUGGCCACCCUGAAUUCCUCCAAGUCCUUUGACGAUGUCUACGAGAGGUUCAACGAAAGCCGUUCCACACUCAACUUGGUCGUCUGCAUACUGAUUAUCAUUGUACUGGUUCUUUUGUUAUUUGCUCUGCUUUUCGGGUGCCUGGGCAGUACCUCUACAGGUCCUGGCAAUGGUGUUUGCAGCAAAGUAACUGGUUCUUGGUUCCUUCUAAUUGCUAUUAUCCUGUUGUUCUUCAUCCUGUCCUUCAUCUUCCUGGUGGGACUGUUCUACUUUGUUCUCGGGGUGGUGAUCUACGAGGGAGCCUGUGCUCCCCUAAGAGAUAUGUCGAACAACACGCUAUUCCGAACCCUGGAACCCUCCGUAAAUCUCAUGCAGGCAAUGCCCCGUGAGGAUGGAACGACAGUGGUUCCCCUGAAAGUAUCCUCUGCCAUAGCAGCCUGUCGCGAGGACGAGGCCAUAUUUAGCUAUUUACGGGUAAAUGGAAUCUACGAUGUGGACGAUCUAAUGCGGAUUCAGGUAAUCAGCAACGAAAUGCCAAUGCAAAAACACGUUUUUCGGGGGGAUCUGUCCUCGGUGGUAUUGCUGGAUACGGAGGAGAAGGGCAAACUUAAUGAUAUGCGGAACGAUAAACUGGCAGACUAUCACAGCACCCUCUACACAAAGAUCCUGUGCACCCAGUUUGCUCCAAUCAGUCUGGACACGUUGGCGGAUAGGUAUUACGAUCUGUCCGAAACCAUAUCCCGCAGGAGCUUCAAGGAGGCGGUCAUCAACUUUAAGAACCAGAACCUCCACCUCAAGGCCUACGUCGAACACUUCGAGAACAAACUUCAGUCGCACAUAAAGAGGAUAACUCGCCUGCUGGAAACCAUCGACAAGCUGAUCCUGUACGAGAACUACAACUUCGCCACCAGCAUCCACAUACUGCUCCAGGCAGUGGCCAGGUCGGAGGAUUUCAUCCAGCACCGUGGUGUGCAGUUCAUCAACACUUUGGGCAAGAAUCUCAGCAUGGUGGUGGACGAGCAGGCGGAGGAGUACAUCGGCUACGUCAGUGCCCAGUGCAGCCAGAACGUGGGCCACUGCCGACCCCUCAGCUACAUUUACGAUCGCAGCGUCCAACUGGUCUGCCGACGACUGGUCGAUCCGAUAAACGGCUACUGGGUGGGAAUCCUACUGUGCGCCCUUUUCCUAAUACCCGUGCUGAUCCUGGCCCACUUUCUCAUGUGCCUGUACACAAAAAUCAUGAUAGUUCCAAUUGUGGCAAUCGGUGGAUUUGCAGCUGUGGCUGGAGCCCGUAAUUGUCCCAUUUGUACUGGGGAGCCAUAUGUACCUCCGCCGAUCAUAUCCUGCGGUGGUGGUCAGCAGGCAUAUUGUGGGUGCAGGAUGUCGGGUGCCGGAACCAAGGUCUUCGAGAUGGAUUUCCAAGAGACGGGCACCGACAUGUCCUCGGACAGCUUACUGAUAAUAACUUCCGACGACGAAAUGAAAAAGAAAGACGACUAGCAAAUCUGAAAGCAUUUUUACAAUUUUUAUCGUGUUUUUACAAAAUU
Molecule: messenger RNA, 3073 nt
Organism: Drosophila subpulchrella
Lineage: Eukaryota; Metazoa; Arthropoda; Insecta; Diptera; Drosophilidae
Product: prominin-like protein
Exons: 12
Coding region: 255-3026 (923 amino acids)
Cellular component (GO): membrane
Source: RefSeq, a predicted model, not a curated record